CCAUCCAGCCACCCCUCCGUCCCCUCCGUCCCUCCAUCCCUCCUUCCACCCGUCCCACCCUCCCUGCCGACAAAGGGGAGAAGCAGACCGAGCCACUAGCCCCGCCACCGUUCCUAAAUACUACUUUUCAAAGCAAAAGGGGGAAUAAAACACACCGGCAACAGACUGCUCGCAGCGCUGCUCCCCGUUGCGUGAUGCUCUGUGGGUAGUGGGGUUUCCUCUUUGCUCUCCUUUUCCUUUUUUUUUUUUUUGUUCGUGUCUCUCUCUCUUUUUUUUUUUUUUUUUUUUUGUUUAUCCCUCGCACUAAAAUCAAGGCAAGGGAGCGACCAGGUCUGAUGCUUUGUCUCCUUUGUGUUGGCUGCUGGAGAUGAGCCUAGGCUUGACCUGACCAUGAUUCCAAGGACUGGCACUUCUUUUUUACCCCCAGUUUGUAGAGAUCCAGACCUUCUCUUCCCGACUGCCAAGAAAAAUAAACUAUUGCUGAAUUGGGGAAUCUAGGCAGCACCAGCGUACUUUUUCCCUGCAUCUCUCUGGAAUCGUUUCUGGGAUAUUUUCCAAAAUCAUCACAGAAAGCAGGAGGAAUGAACCGGCAGCUAGUGAAAAUUUUGACAACCUUGUUUGCAUUUUUCUUAGAGACAAACCACUUCAGGACGACUUUCUGUAAAGAACAUGAUUCAAGAUCUGGAAAAUCCCCCUCACAGACCCUGUCUCCUUCAGAUUUUUUGGACAAAUUGAUGGGAAGGACAUCGGGGUAUGAUGCUAGAAUCAGACCAAAUUUUAAAGGUCCUCCUGUAAAUGUUACCUGCAACAUAUUUAUCAACAGCUUUGGUUCAAUAGCAGAAACUACAAUGGACUACAGAGUGAACAUUUUUUUGAGACAGCAGUGGAAUGACUCACGCCUGGCUUACAGUGAAUAUCCUGAUGAUUCCUUGGAUUUGGAUCCCUCUAUGCUGGACUCUAUUUGGAAACCAGAUUUAUUCUUUGCCAAUGAGAAGGGAGCAAACUUCCAUGAUGUCACAACAGACAACAAGCUGCUAAGGAUUUCUAAGACUGGAAAAGUGCUGUACAGUAUCAGGCUUACUUUAACCUUAUCCUGUCCCAUGGACUUGAAGAAUUUUCCUAUGGAUGUACAGACAUGUACAAUGCAGCUAGAGAGCUUCGGCUACACUAUGAACGAUCUGAUAUUUGAGUGGCUAAGUGAUGGACCUGUGCAGGUUGCAGAAGGCUUAACCUUGCCACAGUUUAUUUUGAAAGAAGAUAAAGAACUUGGUUAUUGUACAAAACAUUACAACACUGGAAAGUUUACAUGCAUUGAAGUCAAGUUUCAUUUGGAGCGUCAGAUGGGAUACUAUCUAAUCCAGAUGUACAUUCCUAGCCUGCUGAUUGUCAUUUUGUCCUGGGUUUCUUUCUGGAUCAACAUGGACGCUGCUCCGGCUAGAGUUGCACUGGGUAUCACUACAGUUUUGACAAUGACCACCCAAAGUUCAGGAUCAAGAGCUUCCCUCCCAAAAGUCUCCUACGUAAAAGCUAUUGACAUCUGGAUGGCUGUGUGCCUUCUCUUUGUCUUCGCUGCAUUGCUAGAAUACGCAGCAGUCAACUUUGUCUCACGGCAGCACAAGGAGUUUCUGAGGCUUCGAAGAAGGCAAAGGAGACAAAACAAGGCACAGACUAUGACUGUUGGGAAUGAAAGCGUCGAGUCCGUGAGGCGCGUGAAUGGCUUGCGGAGCAAAGAGUCAUCAGCUUACGGGACAGUGAAUCAGAUCGGCAAUUCAAGUUUGAGGGAAGAUGAAGUUGCUCGUGACAGUCGGUUCAAUUUCAGUGGCUAUGGCAUGGGUCACUGUCUCCAAGUGAAAGAUGGCACAGCAGUCAAAGCUACUCCACCUAACCCACCGCCAGCACCACCAAAGGAUUCAGAUUCCAUCAAAAAGAAGUUUGUUGACCGUGCGAAAAGGAUUGAUACAAUAUCCCGUGCUGCAUUCCCACUCGCCUUCCUCAUUUUCAACAUCUUUUACUGGAUUACAUACAAAAUUAUACGGCAUGAGGACAUUCACAAGAAAUAGGCAACUCUGGUUUGCCAGGACUACUCAGCCAAAGUGAUCCACAUGUAAAUAAACAAUGAAAUGUCUUUCUGUCAUUUGGAUUAAAGGUUUCUUUUUCCCCUCAGGACUCUGAAGAGAAAAUGAAAGAGAAAAAGAAUUAUAGAAGGAAAAGUUUAUUGCAUGAAACAAUAUGCCUGAGACCAGUCAAUAAGGGGUCCCUUUAUGUACUCUCAGUGUUCUUCUUCCAGAUUCAGCAUUAAUCAGACAUCUGUAAAUGGGGCCAAAUUUUACCCAACUUUAUCACCAAGAUAUUAUUGUUUGAAACAUAAGAGAAUCAGAAAACAAACAAUCCUCCUAAAGCAUCUACCAAGAGACUGUGGUGGCUACAGUACAGUGAGUUAUAAGAGGACCAAACUUUUUCAGGAUAAUGUUGCCUUUCUAUUUGAAACAAGUCUACUGAGCUACAUUCCAUGACCAUGUCUGUAGUUAGUGGUUUCACCAAGGAGUCCUUCUUUUGUGGGUUGUAAAUUAUUUCUACUGACAGGGGAGAGAAGAUAAAAGAAAAGAAAACAAAGCAAAACAAAUGAACAAACAAAAAACAGAUUUAUACUUUACUAUCCUUGUGGGUGUGCAUUUUAAUAUUAUCUUGCUUUACUAGAAUUGUAAUUUUGAGGUUGAACUUGUGUGUCGUGUGAUUUAUUUGAUAGCUGACACUCCAAAACCAGUGAAACUGCCCAGUUUAUUUUUGUUGGAAUACAGUGCACUUACUUCAUUUUAUUUCUGCUGAUUUUACAUGCAACUUGAGGUGCCAAACUGUAUUUUACCUAUUGUGCUACCCUGUACCACACUACUUAGUAAGAACUUGUUUCCUCAAAGGUGUAGCUCAGUUUAGCAUUGAGUUUCUAUUAUUGCUCUCAUUGUAGCUGCGAUCAAUAGCUCUAUAGGUAAACACAACUUGUUUACAGACCUCUAAUUUAUAUCAAAGUGGCUAUCAUUUUAAAUAUCAUCAAUUAACCUAAGAAUUUUAAAACUGUACUGUGAUUUUCAGAACCUGUUACCUUUUGGUGCCGGAUCUGCGUUAUUCAAAUCCUUGCUACAUGUUUUAAAGUAGAAAAUAAAAUAAAAUAAUAAUUAAAAGAUGGUAUUUUUGCUUACACAGAAGAAGACAACCUGUAACAUAAAAUGAAUCAAACAUUAAAAUUUUACACUUGAUGUAAAAGGGUUUAUUAAAAAAAAAAAAAAAAAGGUUAUUUGUUCAAUUUCAAUAAAGCUAAAUGUGC
This is a messenger RNA of Cygnus olor (mute swan), 3319 nucleotides long. RefSeq names its product glycine receptor alpha 2 (gene GLRA2). Gene Ontology annotation, cellular component: postsynaptic membrane; plasma membrane; neuron projection. Gene Ontology annotation, molecular function: extracellularly glycine-gated chloride channel activity; transmitter-gated monoatomic ion channel activity; transmembrane signaling receptor activity. The transcript is spliced from 10 exons. Gene Ontology annotation, biological process: chemical synaptic transmission; nervous system process; signal transduction. Lineage: Eukaryota; Metazoa; Chordata; Aves; Anseriformes; Anatidae. The record is from RefSeq and is a predicted model, not a curated record. Bases 582 to 2060 code for a protein of 492 amino acids.